AUGGUUCCUGAAACCCAGUGCCUGAAGCUACUUGGGAUAGCCUUCGACAGUCAACUGACAUUCUGCCAGCAGAUUCGACAGUCAGCCCUGCGCGCCACACAGCGACUGGGCUUCCUGAAGAAGGCCUCAGCAGUGCUUGACCCUGGCUGCCGACUCACGGUCAACAACGGCUUUGUUCGCCCAAUCUUAGAGCAUGGCAUGCUAGUCUGGAUGGGUGCUUCUCAGCCGGUGCUGGCCCAACUCGAUGCUGUACAGCGGAGAGCCCUGCAUCUGAUCGGCGAAGGCGCAUAUCUGCCAAGCCUUGAACUCCGGCGCAAAGUGGCUGCUCUCUGCUAUCUCUACAAAAUCCAGUACCUGACAGGCCCUUAG
Messenger RNA from Sycon ciliatum, 369 nucleotides. RefSeq lists its product as uncharacterized. The record is from RefSeq and is a predicted model, not a curated record. The transcript has a single exon. The coding region runs from base 1 to 369 and encodes 122 amino acids. Lineage: Eukaryota; Metazoa; Porifera; Calcarea; Leucosolenida; Sycettidae.